This is a messenger RNA of Schizophyllum commune H4-8, 3768 nucleotides long. RefSeq names its product rRNA processing protein RRP12. The record is from RefSeq and is a predicted model, not a curated record. NCBI's taxonomy places the organism in Eukaryota, Fungi, Basidiomycota, Agaricomycetes, Agaricales, Schizophyllaceae. The coding region runs from base 27 to 3683 and encodes 1218 amino acids. The transcript is spliced from 8 exons.
GGCGUCACUGCUGCUUUACUUUUACGAUGGAGGAGACGCUGGCAAAAAUUCGAGUGCACACGACAUCGGCAGCACCGGCGCACAAGACGCCAGCGACGCUGCUCGUCGCCGUCGAGUCCACCAUCCGCGACCAGAAACUCGAACCGACACCCACCGCAUACCUUGGCCUCCUCCUCACGACCCUCAGCGGCACCCUCGAGCGAAAAGAUGUAUCAUUCAAUGAAGGGGACACACUACCAGCUGAACUUUACCUGCUUGCCCUUGUCGCGCCCUUCGUCCCCCAGCCCGUCGUCCGCGCCAAGCUCAGCACGAUCAUCUCCCUCACCGCACCGCUCUUCCCCCACCUAACCCCUCACGCUGCUGCUCUUCGCCACCAACUUACGAUCUACGAUGUCGUUCUGCAAGCCCUUGAUCGCUCACAAUUGGACGCUCAGGGCGUCCGCCAGGUCUUCGCCUCUAUCCUGCAGCUCUGCACCGAUCCCCGGCCCAAAAUUCGCAAGAAGGCGGCCGAAGUCGUGCGCAAUGUGAUCAGCCAUCCCCCUACGCCGCUCUUGCAGCAUCCCUACGGAGAGCGCGUUGCAGAGUGGGCGAAGGCGCAGUUGACUGAGACGAGCACGAAGCCUGUGUUCCACGGCAAGGGCAAGCAGACUGGCCCCGAUCCGGCAGACGCAGCGAUCUAUGUGCUGCAGGUCCUGCGCCCUGUCAUCCCCUUCCUUCCUUCCACUACCCUCCCCGAGCUCACGACCCUCGUCCUCCAUCUCCCCAUCCUCGGCAACAAUUUCCUCUCCCAAGCCGCCUACCACACCCUCGCCGAAAUCUUCCGCCUCCCCUUCGAUGACGACGUCCGCGGGGUCGGCGCGCAGGUCCCUGAUGUUCUCGCCGCCGUCCUCGCCUCCCCACCCCCGCGCACCAAUUUUGGCCUCACAUCUGCUUGGUUGCACGUCCUCGGCAGCGGGAUGCGUGCCCUGCACGCGACUGCUCCAUCAGCGUGCGCGAAGGAGCUCACCCAUGCUUGGAAAGUCGUCUGGCGCUCUCUCGAGUCCGACGACACUUCCGUGCGUCGCUCCGCCGCGCAGGCGCUCGACGAUCUUGCCGCCUGCUUCUCCCCCGAAUUCAUCGAGCCGGCCCUGUCUGGCUCACCCGACGUCGCCCUCCGAAAAAUCGUCACCCAGGCCGAGAAAGCACUAGACAGCAUUGCCUACGCCAAGGCAAUCCCGGAAGUGCUCUCCAUCGCCUCCUCACUUUUGGUCAACCUGCAAUACCGCCCCGCACCUGGCGCACCGACGGCAGCGCAGACGCUCGUGAUGCCGAUGAUCAAGCACAUUGGCGACCUGCGCACGCAGAAGAACUUCGAGUACAAGGAGGCAGCGGACAGCACGCUGUCGACUGCGAUGCGCGUCUUGGGGCCGCACGUCCUGCUCGAAACCCUUCCGCUAAAUCUGGAGCCUGAGGAUCGCUCCGCCGGCCGCGAGCCGCGCGCCUACCUCCUCCCGCUCCUCAAUCAGCCACAUCCUUCCCCCCUCUCCCACUUCGGCAGCUACUUCGUCCCGCUGAGCGAGCGCAUGUUCGACCUGCAGCAGAAGGCCGAGACCGCCGGCCGCUCGUCCGAGGCGAAGGUGUGGAGCGUGCUCGUCGCGCAGGUGUGGGCGGGCUUGCCCGGCUAUUGCGCGGGUGCGACGGAUUUGAAGGAGGGUCUCUCGCAGCAGUUCAGCGCGUUAUUAUCGCAGCUGCUGUAUACGCAGAGCGAGCUGCGUCCGUCCAUACUUCGCGCGCUGAAGACCCUCGUCGAGUCCAAUGUCUCGCGCGCGGAUAGCGAGGAGUCUGCCCCUGGCGCGAUCUCGAAGGAGGAGGCGCAGGCGAACGUCGCAUUUUUGCGCACGCAGGCUGCCAGCUGGCUGGCCGUGCUCUUCAAUGUCUUUGGCAGUGUGCAGCCUGACUCGCGCGGUAUGAUUGGCGAUUGUAUCACCGCCUGGGCGUCCAUCACGCCUGAGAGUGACAUCAGCACGGCAUUCGCAAACGUCUUCCAGCUUAUCAAGGCCAACCUGAAGAAGGACGCCAACGUCGUGAUGGCCACGCAGGAUAUUGUUGUCAUUCUGUUACCCUACCUGCCCAGUAGCGACGCUGAACCCCUGUUCGCUUUUUGCCUGACCGGCGAUGUGUUGGGGCACUCGGAGACGGGCGUACAGAAGCGCGGGUACAAGAUCCUCGCGAAGCUUGUUGCCGGAGGCAAGGUGGCCAUUGACGCUGAGGCAGUGCUCAAGCAGCUCGAUGAGCAGGCGGAUCUGUUGGCGCCUGCAGCGAAGAAGGACCGCUUUAACCUGCUCUCGGGUCUCGUACCGCUGCUACCCCCGACUGCUAUGCACGCGAUCCCUGCUCUCAUACCCGAGGCCGUGCUUGGAACGAAGGAGCCAUCAGAGAAGGCGCGUCUCGCCGCGUUCGAUCUCGUCCUCGCCAUGGGCCGCAAGAUGAGCGAGGGCGGCGUGGUCAAGCGCAGCCUGAUUGACGGGAUGGACGAGGAUGAGGCGCCGGAUGCGAAGGCGAGCAUCGAGGAGUAUAUCACCAUGGUUGCUGGUGGGCUCGCUGGUGCUACGCCACACAUGAUCAGCGCGACCGUGACCGCGAUCUCUCGGCUGGUGUUCGAGUGGAAGGACCAACUCUCCCAAACCAUGCUCGACGAGCUGCUCCAAACCCACAUUGUCUUCGUGCGCUCCAACAACCGCGAGAUCGUCAAGAGCGUCCUUGGGUUUGUCAAGAUCGCCGUUCACACCUUUCCCGUCGACAUCGUCCGCCCGCAUCUCCCCGAACUUGUCCCCGCGCUGCUCUCCUGGUCGCACAACCACGCGAACCACUUCAAGCUCAAGGUGCGGCACAUCUGUGAGCGCAUGAUUCGCCGCUUCGGCUGGGAGGCCGUGUACAGCGCGGCGGGGCAGGAGGAGGCGGCGAAGGUGCUCGUGAACAUCAAGAAGCGGAAGGACCGGGCGAAGCGGAAGCGUGCGGCAAGGGGCGAGGAGGGCGAGGAGAGUGAGGACGAGGAUGCGGCACCAAGGAAGAAGACGGGCGAUGCAUUUGAAGAUGUGGUAUAUGGGAGUGAGAGCGAGAUGGAGGACAGCGAUGAGGAAGAGGAGAGCGGUGCGAAGAAGGGCAAGGGCCAGAGCGGGAAGGGCGUUCGGCUACGCGUGGACGACGACGAGCCGAUGGACCUGCUUUCUGGUGCUGCAAGUCGGGUCACGAGCACAGCCGGCAAGAAGCGGAAGCCCGGAAAGGACGCUGCUCAAUUCAAGACCGACGAAGAGACUGGCAAGAUGGUCAUCGACGAGGGCGCAGACGAAGACGAAGAGGCCGCUGGCGACAACGUCGAGGGCGCCGCGUACAAGGAGUCCCUUACCUCUGUCGACGGCUUCACCCGCGGGCCUAACGGGCGCGUCAAGUUCAACAAGGACACCAAAAAGCGCAGGAGGGAGGAGGCUGCGGACGAAGACGUCGAGAUGGCGGACCCGGAUGCGGCGCCAAUGACGAACAAGAAGCCGCGGAGCAAGAAGCAAGAGAAGCCGGUUGGACACGAGUUCAAGGCAAAAAAAGCAGGAGGCGACGUCAAAAAGCGUGGUGUGGACCCAUACGCGUACGUAUCGCUAUCGCAGGCAGCGAAGAAGAAGGGCAAGAUGGGCAUCGCUGGCAAGAGAUAGUCUUGCACAUGCGCCUCGCCAUUGCCUACCUCUGUUUACGUGUUGUAUUCUUACCGCUAUAUGAGACUCGCUUAUUCGUUCCCGC